This is a messenger RNA of Pyrus x bretschneideri (Chinese white pear), 3497 nucleotides long. RefSeq names its product scarecrow-like protein 33. The transcript has 2 exons. Lineage: Eukaryota; Viridiplantae; Streptophyta; Magnoliopsida; Rosales; Rosaceae. The record is from RefSeq and is a predicted model, not a curated record. Gene Ontology annotation, cellular component: nucleus. Gene Ontology annotation, biological process: regulation of DNA-templated transcription. Bases 457 to 2874 code for a protein of 805 amino acids. Gene Ontology annotation, molecular function: DNA-binding transcription factor activity; sequence-specific DNA binding.
GCGAUGCUCCUCCAAGAAAGUACGUGACGCCGCUCGCCCCCACACGCUUAUAAAUAUCAGAAAACCUCACCGGCGCUGUUAGUUUGGUUCCCCGAACCUGAGAUCGCCGCCUUUUGUUUUCAAGUCUCAACGUUUUUCUUCAAGGUACGCCAGUACUUUUCUGUUCAUGUUGUUCUUGUCAUCCUAUUCAGUAAAGGUUCGAUCUUUGCUUGUUCUUAGAGCCUUCCACUUCAAAACCUUUGCUUCCUGUGCAAUAAAUCUGCAAAAACUCUGAUGGGUUUUUGAGGUUUUUCAGUUUUGCUUCUGAUUUGUUCUUGCUGGCAUGCUUUGUUCCUUCUGAAUUUGUCUGUGAGAUUAAAUCUUUAAAUUUCAUCUCUUUUGUGUGUAGAAUCUUAAGUUUUAGAGGGUUUUAGAGUUUAGAAUUGUACCCAGGUAUUGUGUUUUUCUGUGAUCGUUAUGGAUCAUCCAACUGUCAAUGGAAGUCCUGAUUACUUGAAUGGUUUCAGUAUUGAUGAUCUAGCCUUCUCACCCGAUUUAACUCAAUUCUCAAAUCUCACAAAUGAAUACCAAUUUAACCAGUUCUCUCCAGAUCUUAACUUUAUGGACAAUCAAUUUUCCCUUCCACCCGAUUUCGAACAGGGUAAUAUUGUUCCUGAAGUUAGUUUGACCACAAGUGGAGAGUCAUUUGUUCCAUCCAAGAGUUUGAGUCCACCUGAUGGAGGCUCAUUGUCUCUGCCUACGACUGUGAGCGUCGGAGGAGCAGACAGUUCCUCCGAUGACAGUGAUUUCUCUGAAGCUAUUUUCAAAUACGCAAACCAGAUUCUUUUGGAAGAGAACAUAGAGAAAAAGCCAUGCAUGUUCUUUGAUCCGUUGGGUCUUCGUGUGACUGAGAAAUCGUUCUAUGAUGUUCUUGGUCAACAGUACCCCUUUUCACCCAAUCAGCAACCCCUUCAUAUCAAUCCGAAUGUUGAGAGUCCUGAUGGUAAUAUUUCUGGGAAUUGUAGUGAUUGUAGUGGUAGUAAUAGGAGUUCUAGUCCUGGUACUAGCAAUUCCAUUGAUCCUCAAUGGGUUGGUGAUUCGGGAGAGCAAAAACCUUCUUUUCCACAAACUUCCCUUCCCAAUGACAGCCCCUUCCAGUUUAAUUCACAUUCCAGUUCACAGUUGUCUGUUCCUCUGGAAAAUCGCAUGACUAGUGUCGGUGAUGGGCAGCAUGUUGGUGAUAUGCUGCAGGGCUCCUCUGCAGAAGAGUUUGUGGCUCAGAAUAUAUUUACAGACAGUGAUUCUAUCUUGCAAUUCCAGAGAGGGUUAGAGGAAGCUAGUAAAUUCCUUCCGAAAAGCACUCAGCUGCUUGUUGAUCUGGAAAGCAACACAGUGUCUCCAGAAGUGAAAGCAAAUGUGCCGAUAGUUACUGUCAAGAAAGAAAAGAGUGAGAGGAAGAACUCACCUAAUGGGUCAAAGGGAAGAAAGAAUCGCGAGCGGGAAGAUGUUGAUCUUGAAGAAGGGAGGAGUAGCAAGCAGUCUGCAGUUUAUAUAGAAAAGACUGAAGAGAGUGAAUUGUCUGAGAUGUUUGACAAGGUGUUGCUGUCUACUGGCGGAAAUAAUGAAUCUCAGUGUGAUAGUGUUGCUUUUAAGAAUGAAGCAAGCAAGACCUUGCAGCCAAGUGGACAGCCACAAGGAUCUAAUGGUAAUGGAGGGAAGGCUCGUGGUAAGAAACAAGGGAAGAAGAAGGAAACUGUGGAUUUGCGGAACCUCCUGAUUUUAUGUGCACAAGCUGUGUCUACCAAUGAUUUUAGGACCACUAGUGAACUGUUAAAGCAGGUUAGGCAGCAUGCUUCUCCUAACGGUGAUGGAUCUCAAAGGUUGGCUCACUUCUUUGCGAAUGGUCUUGAGGCUCGUAUGGCUGGUACUGGCACCGGAACCCAAAAGUUUUAUACGUCCCUUGCCAAAAGGUCAUCAGCUGUUGAUGUUUUGAAAUCUUACCAAGUCCAUCUUUCAGCUUGCCCUUUCAAGAGAAUGUGUAUGCUCUUCAAAAACAAGAUGAUUUUGAAGAUGGCCGAGAAAGCAACAACCCUUCAUAUUGUCGAUUUUGGUAUCCUGUAUGGUUUCCAGUGGCCAAUCCUCAUCCAGCAUCUUUCAAAGAGACAUGGUGGACCUCCAAAGCUACGCAUUACUGGAAUAGAGGUUCCCCAACCCGGGUUUCGUCCAGCAGAGUGUAUUGAAGAGACUGGACGUCGCUUGGGAAGAUAUUGUGAGCGUUUUGGUGUACCUUUUGAGUACAAUGCCGUAGCUUCACAAAAUUGGGAAUCCAUCCAACUGGCGGACCUCAAGACUGAAAGGAACGAGGUGCUUGCUGUGAACUGUAUGUUACGGUUCAAGAACCUACUUGAUGAGACCGUUGAAGAGAACUGUCCGAGGGAUGCUGUUCUAAAUCUAAUCAGAAAGAUGAAACCUGAUAUUUUUGUCCACUCUAUUAUCAAUGGUUCCUACAAUGCGCCUUUCUUUGUCACUCGAUUCCGGGAGGCUCUCUUCCACUACUCUUCCUUGUAUGAUGCAUUUGAUAUUAAUAUACCCCGUGACAAUGAAGAGAGGUUGGGGUUUGAGAGUGAGUUCUAUGGCAGGGAAGCUAUGAAUGUAAUAGCAUGUGAGGGCGUAGAGAGGGUUGAGAGGCCUGAGACAUAUAAGCAGUGGCAGGUUCGAUGCAUGAGGGCUGGUUUACAGCCGUUGCAAUUGGACCAAGAUUUAGUGAAGAUCCUUAAGGAUAAGGUGAAGGCAUGGUACCACAAAGAUUUUGUAGUUGAUCAAGAUAGCGAUUGGAUGCUUCAAGGAUGGAAGGGCCGAAUUGUGUAUGCUUCUUCUUGUUGGGUGCCAGCGUAGGAAUCUUGUAGAACAUGCUUGUUUGAACUUCUUUGAGAAUUGCCAUAGAAAGGAUGAUCAACAAACUAAAGCAGAGGUCAUUUGUGGUAAUACCUUCUCGAAGAAGAACCGUAACGAUAGAGUGGUGUCUCAUUAGAUAUUUACUAAAUUAUCUUUUUGGCUUUUGAUCGAUGCAUAUGAUGGCUGAAGGCGUAUUGGUCAUGGUAGAUGAUGGUUGAACGCCUUUCCUGCUGUUAUGAUAUAUAGUUAUGUACAUGCAGUCGGUUGCAGAACUAUGGACAUUAGUCAGACAGAAUAAAGAGAUGGAACAAGCUAUAUGAACUUCUGUUGUGACGAAAAGCUGUUGUUACACAUGUCGGUCGGAACUUUUUUCCAUCAGUAGUUGCAAUGUCGGGGAUUUUCUGUUCUUAAUCUUUGUACAAUCUUUUUUGGAUCUUAGACUUUUGUGUUUGUUCUAUCAGAUGUAUCAACAAGUAGAAUGCGCUUUUUUUUUCUUUUUUUUUUUUUUUUGUGGGGUUUAUUGAUCAAUUAGCUGUGUUGCUCACAAGUUCUCGUCUUCCGUUCUUCAUUUUGGUAAUGAAAAAUUACAGAGAGAUGCAACUUGCAAGUGCAUUGCUUCGUUA